This is a messenger RNA of Nicotiana tabacum (common tobacco), 2453 nucleotides long. Its product is annotated as protein PHR1-LIKE 1. Gene Ontology annotation, molecular function: DNA binding; DNA-binding transcription factor activity. The record is from RefSeq and is a predicted model, not a curated record. Lineage: Eukaryota; Viridiplantae; Streptophyta; Magnoliopsida; Solanales; Solanaceae.
AUCACUCUAAAAAACUUUUUAUUGGAUAUAAUAAAGUCAAGAAACUAAUUUGGGAAGAAUCCCACAUGCCCACAUAUUUUUUAGCCCAAAGAUCCCUUCUUUUUUUGCCUCUCUCUCUCUCUUCAUCUGCCAGCUUUGGAUUCGACAGCCAACAGAGUUUGUUACUCAGAUUCUUCAGCUUCUUAAGCUAUAGUCUCUAUAAUCUUCUGGGUAACAAGAAUGCAAUAGAUGGAAGCAUUGGCUAUAUAGUCACAAACAAUUAGGGAAGGACGAUAAAUUGAUGAGGAAAGAUCAUCGACAAAAUGCUUGAUGGUCAGGUCAUUUUACAGUCAUUUGUUCAUUGAAAGUGAAUCAAGACUCGCAUGGAGAUCAUUAUGGAAAUUUAGAGCACAAGUAAAGGUGGCAAAUUUUAUGUGGAUUGCACUGUAGGUCUGUGGGAUGCUAUUCCAGUGGCAGACAACUUAUGAAUAAGAAGAUAUAUAACCAUCAGAUGCUGUUGCUUCUGCAAGCAACGGGGAAAGGACACUGACCACCUUUUGCUACAUUAUAGCUUCACUUCGGAGUCACGUGCAUUGGUAUACUUUUAAUGUCGAGUUGGUCCAUCCCAGAAUAAUGGAAAGAUGAUGAAUAGUUGGUGGAAACAAAGGCUGGGAGGUAGCAGGAAGAGUUUAUGGAAAACUGCAGCCUUUAGUGUUAUUUGGCAUAUGAACAGAAAGACAUAGAAGAACUUUUGAGGGGGUUGAAAGUUCAAUGGCAUGCUAAUUGUUUUCUUUUGCUUAUAUUGUAUUUAUGAUAUGCACAGGGUGUAGAGGCUUGAGAGCCAUCAUUUUUAAAAUCGUUUUAUGUUUGGGCAGCAGAGGAAUUUGGGAAACUGUUGUAUUAAUAUAAAGUCAGUUCCGUUCGUUCUAUUUAUGGACAAAAAUCAACAUGCGGCCUGCAUUAUAUAUGCCAAGAUCUAGUGAAGCACAGCACAGUAGCAUGGGUGUCUCUGGAGCUACGCCUACGUCUUUACCCAGUUUGCCCAAAUUGGAGGAGAGAUUUCCCAAAUUGCCAGAUUCUCUUCAUGUCAUCUCAGAGAAGGAGCUAACUGCAAGCUUCAUUUCUCCACGGGCAAUUUCAUCGACGUCAAAGAGUGGAACAGUUGGGCACCUAUUGUCAUCCACUUCUGGACCCCACAGAGAUUUUCACUUUUUACCUUCCUCUCCUCAAGAAACUCGGCCACGUUACUAUCCAUUUAUCUCAAGUGGGGCUUCUAUGUCACCCAGCCAAGCUUCACACUCAAGUGUACAUUCUACCUCGUUGAAUACCGACCCCUUGGGGAACCACAAACAGAAUUCAUUUCAUGAGUUUCUUGCUUUUCCUACAAAUGUUCCUGUUCAAAAUGGCCAAGUGGAAAGCCUUGCCAGCGUCAUGACAUCCGAUGAUGGUGUUAAGAGAUCUGAUUGGCAGGACUGGGCUGAUCAGCUAAUUAACGAUGAUGACACUCUCGGUUCAAGCUGGAGUGAUAUCCUAGUAGAUGUCAAUUUUCCAGAUCCAGAACCUAAGCUGUUUGAGAUCCCUGCGAAACAGCCGCAACUUCCUCCUCCUGCUCCUGCUUCAUCGGGGCAAAGCUGCCCAGUUGGUAGCCCAUCAUCUUCCACAUCUAAGCCUCGAAUGCGGUGGACCCCAGAGCUUCACGAAGUUUUUGUAGAAGCUGUCAAUAAGCUUGGUGGCAGCGAAAAAGCUACUCCGAAGGGUGUCUUGAAGCUCAUGAAUGUGGAAAGCUUAACCAUCUAUCAUGUUAAAAGCCACUUGCAGAAAUAUAGGACUGCCAGAUACAAACCAGAUCCCUCUGAAGGAAUUUCAGAAAAGAAGCCAACUAUCGUCACGGAGAUGCCAUCUCUGGACUUAAAAACGACUAUGGGGAUAACAGAAGCAUUGAAAAUGCAGAUGGAAGUGCAGAAACAGCUUCAUGAACAACUUGAGAUCCAAAGAAAGUUACAGCUGCGGAUUGAAGAACAGGGGAAAUACCUUCAGAUGAUGUUUGAGAAGACGAAAAACAUGGGGAAAGAACUAAAUGUAUCAUCAUCAAAAUCAGAGGAACCUCCUUCACCAUCCACAGAAAUAAAUCAUUCCCUUCCUGAUGAUAAAUCAGACGCCCCCGAGCAGGAUCAUGUCAGCGUUGGUUCAAGUGAUGCUUCAAGAUCUCUAGAGGAUCUUACCAAGAACAAUGAACGAAAGUCGCCCAAAAGGAAAGCAUGUGAGAGUCAUGACACGGACGUUAGAGACUUAAGUUCCCUUCCAGCAGAAGGUGCAAAAUCGGAGGAAAUGUCACCUUCAUGAGCCUUGACAGACUCUUUGUAAUUGUAACUUUGUAGCAAGAAUAGCUGUAAUGUGAAUUGUGGUGUCAAUGUUGUUGACAGACUUGUAAAAAAAAGAUUUCUGGAUUAUAAACCAACCAGUCUUUCUACCUU